Messenger RNA from Exophiala bonariae, 1806 nucleotides. RefSeq lists its product as uncharacterized. The record is from RefSeq and is a predicted model, not a curated record. Bases 1 to 1806 code for a protein of 601 amino acids. Lineage: Eukaryota; Fungi; Ascomycota; Eurotiomycetes; Chaetothyriales; Herpotrichiellaceae. The transcript has a single exon.
AUGAACACACCGACGGACCCCAGCGCUCCCGAGAGGAGCAGUACUGCUCCCACGGCCUUCACGAGUCCAGCCUCCCGUCGUCAACAAAGGAAAAAACGACAACAACCUUCCGAUGAGUCCACGAGCCCAAGAAUCGACUCCACAAUCGAUCUUCGUCAAGGCUUUCCAGCACCACUCCUCCGAUGGCCGUUGUUGACACACCCCGUCGGGCCAGAUGCCGACGAGAGGAUCAACUGGCAAAGCGCACGUCUGGUCAUGCUGGAUAUCAUGGAAAAACAUGGGUUUAGACAAUUCUCCAUGUCCGUCGUCAAUCGCUUGCCUGAUCCCUCGGCUGGCCGCCUCCCUGCGCCCGAACAUAACCAGAACUUGACCUGCCUGAUCAUCACACGACGAAACCUAAACACAAAUUCGUGGUAUUUGGCGCUCAAAGACAUAGAGGAGCAAUUCGAGAUGGGAAAUCUUGCUGGCUUCACAGUCGAAAUCGUUGACCCUGAGAUGUUCAAGCCGCAAUUUCCUGGACCCAUCGGCCCGCACGAGCCCAUUGUGCCGCUCUGGCCGGAUCUGAGGCCUCAAAUCCUCAGUCAGCUUUGGGAACUGGACUGGUUCUCGUUAUCGGUGGUUCACUUCGGACGGCGCUUGGACCCUCUCAAAAACCCUGUCACACUUGUCAUCGGCACGCCUGAGAUCACUUGCCAUACUUGGGAUCCACUGAUUAACGCAAUCCAAGGCAUCCUCAAUCAAUCUGGCCUGGACGACGUUGAGGUCGCGAUUAUCCCGGCAAAGCAUCCAUUGUCUGCUUUCGAGGAUCCUUCUACUUCGGAUGAUCCCCCUGCUUUGGAUAUCAUCACCGACCGAAUUCUCCCAACCUCGGCUUUCCAGUCUGACAUCGAGCCGGGCUCGAGCUUCGGACCCGAUGGUCUUAUUACUACUGCGACUCUGGGCGGAGUUGUGAGACUUCGGGACGGGAACGGGAACACCGAGGACAUGGUCAUGAGCGUCUUUCAUCCCUUCAGAAGCAUCGUGGGUCAAGAACGCGAAGCCAACGGCCUUCGACGAGACACGAGCUCUAAUAUCAACAUCGUGGUCCCAUCCAAACAAGACCGUGACGAGAAGCUCAAGUGGAUUGAAACGUUGAUUCAAGACACGACUCAAGAUAUGGUUCAAUACCAGGAGAAGCUUGAGUGGACCGGCGAGGAACGUUGGCAGAAAGCUCUCGACAUACGUGUCCCCGAGGUCGAAAGAUAUCAAGCCGAGAAGAAGAUUGUCGAGGCAUUCGACCCAUAUGCCGGGGUCCUACGGGCUUAUUCUGGAUUUCAGACCCAAAGCCUGCACGAUUGGUCACUAUCGGCAGUAUCGAAUCGCGCGUUAAAGCUCAACACCCUCCCUGCGAGGAGUGAAAAUCUUCCCUUCUCUAUGGAUGCAUCUUACCAUCCAUUGUCAUCCGAGAUCAAGUACCGCUCCGCACAAAGUCCUCAGUCCGGCGAAAAAGUCUGGAAAAAGGGCCGCACGACAGGCAUCACGUCGGGAAAAAUCAGCCAUCUCAGGACAGACAUCGCUUUGCCUAAUUCUCUGGGCCAGAAAAUCAUCUUCACUGGGUGGGAAAUUACCCCUGAUCCUGAUCAGACCGGGCAACGCGGGUCCUUUGUUCGGGGUAGAGACUCGGGCGCAUGGGUUGUAGAUAUGGAUGGAAGUUGGCGUGGUAUGGUAUUUGCUGAGCUCACAUCCGGAAGUGGUGUCAUGGAGGAUGUUGAGGUUAUUGUUCAAGAUGUCGAGCGCAUGACGGGCUGUACACUUGAACUACCCUGA